UUGAUUGUAUUUAUUUAUUUUUUUACAGGCAAAGAAGUGGUGAAAAGGUGGACUAAUCUCCGAGAUUGCUUCGAAAAAUCGAAAAAAGAUGACAAAUCUGCUAAAAAAAGUGGAUCUGGGGCUAAAAAACGUAAGAAAUAUGUGUUUUCAGACCAACUUCAAUUUUUGAAUAAGAUCUACACCGAAAAAGAAACGGUAGACAGCUUCAACCCAGAAAUUGUACCAGGAACACUCGAAGAAGAUGAAGAGCCUGAAGGCACCACUGGUGAACCUGAAGUUUCUACCAACGUAAACCUGCCAUCCAAGCCCGUAGGAACAAGGAAACGAAAGAAACUAGAUGAGGUUGAGGUGAAAAUGCUCAAAGCUCUGGAACAUAAAACAAUAUGCAGUAGAAUGUCCUUGCUGAAGGAGGUUUUUCAAAUGAGGCAUUAA
Molecule: messenger RNA, 432 nt
Organism: Danaus chrysippus (African queen)
Lineage: Eukaryota; Metazoa; Arthropoda; Insecta; Lepidoptera; Nymphalidae
Source: the annotation of a GenBank genome assembly